AGAGAGAGAGAGAGAGAGAGAGAGAAACAAAGGCGAUUCCUUCAAUAACCACUUAUAUAAAUCAUAUCCAAGAAUCGAUGUCUGGUUCAAUAACAGUCUCCAACUCCAAGGAAAAACAUCCUCAAUAUGUGUCUGCGGUCAAGCUUAUGUUUGAGGACGAAGAAAUUUCCGGUUCUGUCCCAGAAUUUUGUAAUACAAAGGACUUUUACUCUGAUCUGAUUCGCGCUCAUCUCAAGCCCCAAACAAUCCUACGUGGCCGAGUCUCCUGCCUGCUCUCCAUCACACCCGCUAUCAAUAAUGUUUAUCGUUCAGUACAUGGAGGGGCAGUGGCAUCUAUUGCAGAGAUAGUGUCAAUUGCUUGUGCUAGAACUGUGGUGGCUGAGGGUAAGGAACUCUUUCUUGGGGAACUGUCCAUAUCAUAUCUCUCCGGUGCUCAAACUAAUGCAGAGGUGUUAGUGGAUGGGUCUGUAGUGAGGAGUGGAAGAAAUUUGACUGUAGUGGCAGUGGAGUUCAAACUCAACAAGACUGAGCAGUUGAUCUAUACUGCUCGUGCUACUUUCUAUCAUAUGCCCGUCGCCAAGUUGUGAAGUCUUUGCGGUUUGACAUAUUUGAAUGUUGGAAUUUUAAUUUGAAUCCCUCCCCAAUUAACAUGUCUAAACUUGCUAAAAUUUGCAGUGAUUCAGCAUAGUAUAUGACAUACAUGAUAUUUAGCUGAUAAUGGUCUUUCACAUCUGAUAUGCGAAAAAAAAUUGGUGUAAAAUUUGCAGCGAUUCAGCAUAGUAAAUGACAUACAUGAUAUUUAGCUGAUAAUGGUCUUUCACAUCUGAUAUGUGAAAAAUUUGGUGGGAUGUUGUUGUAAAAUAAAAUAAUUUAGU
Messenger RNA from Quercus lobata, 875 nucleotides. RefSeq lists its product as uncharacterized. The record is from RefSeq and is a predicted model, not a curated record. Bases 78 to 587 code for a protein of 169 amino acids. The transcript is spliced from 3 exons. Gene Ontology annotation, molecular function: fatty acyl-CoA hydrolase activity. NCBI's taxonomy places the organism in Eukaryota, Viridiplantae, Streptophyta, Magnoliopsida, Fagales, Fagaceae.